This is a messenger RNA of Eleginops maclovinus (Patagonian blennie), 5210 nucleotides long. It is a transcript of the gene rmp64, whose product is annotated as nucleolus and neural progenitor protein. The transcript has 9 exons. The record is from RefSeq and is a predicted model, not a curated record. Gene Ontology annotation, biological process: positive regulation of Notch signaling pathway. Bases 507 to 1961 code for a protein of 484 amino acids. NCBI's taxonomy places the organism in Eukaryota, Metazoa, Chordata, Actinopteri, Perciformes, Eleginopidae. Gene Ontology annotation, cellular component: nucleus.
UGUUAUAUAUAUCAUGCAACAUAAAGCCCCUUUUCCCCAAAGCCAGGGUUGUUUUAUUCAAUAUAAUUAGACAUUACAAAUAAACUUCACUCUGUUCUUUAAAAGUAAAACAAAAAAAUAACUUACAAAUUGUAAGUUAAUGCAAAACAAAUCAUUAAGGCAGCAUAAUGAAAUAACUGUUACAUAACAGCCAUUACUUUACUCCUGAUAGCAUGAACCAUUUGACCUUGUAGUAGGUAAGGUAAACUGCAUAUAUUUUAUUUGUGAACCACUGCUCUAGAUUAACAGACAAUACAAUUUUAAAAAAUCACUUUUUCAAGUAAAAUGUCAAAUCCUUGGCAUCCAAUCAGUUUGAUAAUUGGUUUGAGUGUAACAUACUCAUGUUUUUCAGAAAUGAGUUCUUUAUGAGUGGAACUUCAACGUCUGCGCUGCGCCUUUAAGAGGAGCUCUGACAUUUUGUCGAAUGUGAUUGGUUGGCCGACUUCCGCAAUUUUUUCCAGUUAAGCAUGGCAGGAGAACCGUGGAACAGGGUAAACAUUGCCUUUCCCGGUGCUGUUUCUAGUGUUCGUGUACAUUUCAACUCAACUACAGAUGCAAGUGUUAAAGCCCUGUUGGUGGAAAAUGAGAAGGUGCUUAAGCUUCUUCGGAGUGAGAUGCUUCAAACGGAGGUACGAGUUCUCUACGAGCUGCUGUACAUCCUAAAUAACAGCUACAGAGGCAACAAGACGUUCAAAGGCUUAAAACAGGUUGAACAAUGCAUAAACAGGCUGAAGAACAUGAAGCUUGAUGUUGCUCUACAGGACCUGACAGAGCUGUGUCCCAACAGAAUUCAGAGAAGGCUGAGCGUCAACGCUGGUGAGUGUGAAGUCCCCAGUCAGCCCAUGCUGGAGUGGCUCUGUCUUAAAGUGCUGGGAGCCGCAAAGCUGAUGAGCUGCACGUUGAGUCGAUGCAGUAGAACUUUCUCACUAACAAAGCAGCAGAUGAAAUGGGAGGAGUUCAUCAUCUUGAAUAUGGUGAUAACUAGCAUGCUCAGUCGUCUCUGGGUAAUCUCCCGAGGGAUCCUGGUCAGCCUAACCACUCUGUACAAGCAGCUCCUGGAUCUCCUCAGACAUAUAGCCAAUGCCCAGCCCAUGCCCUACCUCACAGAAUUCUCCCUGCCAGCUGAUAUGGUUCAGUUCCUGGGUCCUUCUGAUGCCUUAUUACUGACCAAAGAGCUAGCAAAGGCCACAGAAAGCAAGAAGAAGAAGGAGCAGCUGAAGAGAGAGACAUCUUCUAUUAAAGUCAAGAAUAAGGGAGUGGCGUGGAAGGUUAAAGAAGAUGUGGGUGUUACUGUUGAAAGAGCCAUAGGUCUGGAUGCUGGCAUGAAGCCUUUUCUCAAGGUGUUCAGGGACUUUUCCAAGAACAAAUCCUUCCCACAGAAAACACACCAGGCCGACCAGAAACAAAAGUUCAAGAAACAAGUGAGAGGGGCUGCUACUUUCACAGACAUGGCGUCUCAUCUAGAAGAAAUGAUCCCAUGGUGUGAAUCCAAGAAGAUGGAAAAGGAAAAGCGUCUAUUAAACUUCCUGCAUCUAAAGUGCCAAAGAUUGAAAUGCCUAGAGGCAGCCGGUUACAAGGUCCAGAGGAGGUUGCGGACUUUCAGACAGGAAGCUUGCUGGGCUUUAUCUCCACAAGGGUCAGUGCCUAGAAGCUGUCGAUCUUGUGCUGCAACGCGGAGACACAACCGCCUGAGAACCCGUUUUCAGUCUCUCAGGAGUCAGUUUAAGUCUUCCACAUUGAAAACUGAUGUGAAGAAGACACAGCUUAAAAGACAAAGGAAGAGGACGGAGUCAUCACUGACAGGACUGUUAGUGGACGACCCAAAAAACAGGAGUAUUUGCGAUUCGUCCCCCACAUUACAGACCAGCGGCUGUGACGGUGAGGAUGACAUCGAUGACAUAUUUGCCUCUGUAGGUUUGUGACACUUUGGAAACAGACAUAUCCAAGAAAAAAAAGACAAUUGAGCUGACAUUAGUGAACACAUGCUUCUGUUUUUAAAAGAAAGAUGAUUUCAAGUGUAAUGAAGACUGAUGGUUGUAUGAAAGGUGCUCCACUGCAGCAGUUAAUUUAAAAGCAACUAAAAGGUAUAAAAAUGUUAUUUUGUAAUUGUAUCUUGGUUAGAACAGAAGGGGCAAACAGGAAACCGACCUUUUUAAUAAAGUGUUUUAUGAUAGAAAGCUUCACUUUUCAAUUUGACUAUUAGCCAUAUUACCAUUAUAUAUUUUACUUGAGAAACUUUCAUACUUCAGUGCAGGAAAAUGAAAAGAAUUUGGCACAGGUGCUACUAUUUUCAAAUGAAAACAAAAAUAUUCAUGGAACACUAUUUCUAUUUUCACGAUACAAAGACUGUCUGGACUAUAUUGAUUACCAUUCUAUUGUCACGUUUGUACAUUAAAAAUCAACUACAACUCAAGUAUUGCGUACAGCACUCUAAUCAAACUGUUCCAGAGAGUUUUCAGAAACAAAAAGUCUGACCUGAAUCGUUUUUUAAACCAUUCAUUGAUGUUUCAAUUGACUUAGGAUUUGCUUAAAGAAAAACGAAUGAACUUUGAGUGUUCCUGCACGCUGAAGCCAUAUUGUUAUGGCACUAAACCCCAAGUGUGGCUUAAUACCUCUUAGACAUUCAAUGCUCUACUGGUUACAUCACACUCUCGGUAGAAUACCAUAAUUACAGCUAUCAAGUGCACAUCUUGUUCCACCCUCUGAAGGCAGCUCUACAGUUUAAUAGCAUACCAUGUCUUAUGCACAAUGCAGUCAAUUUAAUGAACCAAGAAAUACUGCAAGUGUAUUUUAAUCUGUAAAAGCCAUAAAUGUUACACAUCCCAUAUUUUAAGGGCUUUUUAAGGGUAUUUCUGGCUCCACCUGGUGGAGUUGUUAAAUUCUAUCAGUGAUUGGUUCCAGACUAUUGAUUGCUGUCAGAGAAUAUGGAAUAAAUCUUUCAACUUUGAUUGUAAUGUCCUUGAAAUUACCAGCAUGAAAUUGCAGUGCUGUCAAUCUUCUAGAAGUAAAUGUGUGCCUGCAGAGACUGUGGGAGUAAACAGAGAACACACUGGCAGUGCUAUGUAUGUAGGCACAGUGGCUCCAGCUGUAUGCCUUUGAAGUCAUGUAUAAAAGCUGUGCAGGUGUGUCUUCUUUCACGUAGAAGCCAUGCAGGUGUCUGGCAGUCAGUUUGUACCCAGAAGUGCAGGCUGUGCACCAACCCCUUUGUUUUUUUCCUACCCACCAUCUUAUCAUCCUCUGCCAAAGAAGAGACACAGUACUUCCAUCUGCACAAAUACAACGGUGCAGCUUUCUUCCCCCACACUGAGCACUGGCUGAGUUGAGUUAUGGUCUCACGCAUCAGCCUGCAUAUCAUUCUGCAGAUUCCUGAUUCCUGUGCUUUCUGGGUUUCAUCUAAACCAGUUACUCAAGCUCAAUGUUUGCACUCUUUGGCAAUGAGGGGGAAAAAGCAGAGGAAAAUCCUUGUGUGUCUUCAUUCUGUAUGCACAGGCACAUAGGUGGCCAGACCUUUUUCUUGCUGUGAGGGGCUCUGUCAAAUGCAAAUUGAGUAUUCAUAUUUUUACACUUCAUAGGAGGUACAAUUGGAAAGGCACAAACAGGGACAAGCAAUUCUAACUUUAGUCAUUUUACCUCACAUGCAAUGUGCACACUUCUCUGUGUGUGUGCUAUAUUGAACCACCAGCAUUUUGUAGAUAAUUUCACCAACAACAAUUAAAAAGAACAUAUUCUAAUAUAUUGCAAAAUAUUUUCUAUUGUUAAAAACUAAAAGUACAUUAAAUCUAAAAUAAAUGUGGAAAAGAUGUAUGCCUUGAAAAGAAGGUUGUGGAUUUCUUUCAAUACAGGUUUACAUUUCAGAAAUACCAAAUAAACUGCAUAGCCUUUAUAAGCACUGAAUUUACAGCAAUUAAGAGAUCUUCAGUUUUGCAUUCUACAUACUUUCACCACUAUUCCUAUACAGUGUGGGUAUGUUUAUCACUGAACAGAAUGUUAGCUAUUUAGUGGUAAUUGUGUUAACUUUUACUGACUUUACUUUAGCCACUUGUAAACUGAUAAGAUGCUUAUCGAGAGGAUGUUAUCAUCAGGUAACAGAAAAGUGUUGACAUGGAGCUGUAAAUAAAGUCAACAUACUUCCUAAAACUAAUCAGCUGGACACGAAAUGAAAUACACUAUUGAUAGGCCAACUUCUGCAAUAGAUCCACUUGUUUUUUGUCUUUUAUUCAGCUGUACACCUGCAUCAUUAUCAGUCUUGGGCACCUUGUCUGUAUGCUUGAGUGGGUAAACCAUAGACCGAGAGAAAACCUGUCAGCAAGGAGGUAUUUAAUGGCAUAUCGUUUUGAUAGAUGAAUCCAAAUGGUUCGGUUCAGUGCUGGUAUUGAGCAUAGUUUUGUUGGAAAUUGGAGGUUCUCCAGGGAUUCUGCGAAGGCAGCAGUUAUGGCCCGCAGGCAUAAUAUGACCUGAAACAGGAGAGAGAAUAUGAAGGUCUGCUCUCCCGAUAUGCUGUUCUUCCAACUCAUUUACCUCUCACCUUAGCAGCGGGGAAAUAGAGCAGAUUACACAUAUGGCAUGGAACUAAAGGAUUCUCAAUAUCUAUACUCAGUGUAGAAAAUCAAUCACAUCAUUACCUCCUCAGAGACUAAAUACAAAAGCCUCGUGCAUCAAGCUGUAGAAGUGCUAUUCAUUACUCAGCCUGGUCUCCAGCAUCUCCAUGAUGGGAAAACAAGUAUAGACAACAACCUAGGUCGAAGUCCUCAUUAAGGCCUGAGGGGGACACUGAAUAACAGUGCAGCCUAUUUUAUAUCUUGUUAAGUGAAUGCCCUUCAUCUAUGGGGGCCCUUAAGCCAAGUGCUGUUAAUAGAUGUUUAUGUUUAAAAAUGGGUGAUUUAGUAUCUUGUGUACAUGAAGCAUACUUAUCCUCAGAUUUCCUUAUGAAGUGAAGUCUAAUGGAUGUUGUGCCUCCUUUUUUUUGUGUAUUCACACUCGCUGGGAAUAUAACAUGAAUAAUGGAUUAACACGUUGAAUCAUCAAGAGUGUUGUUUCUGCACAUUUUAAGUGUCCAAGAAAGUUUGUGAACCUCUAGAGCAUAACGUGCCCCUUCAUCAUUUUGAAACAUCUGUGCUCUUAUUCCCCUGAUGCAAUGAACUUGGAAAGAAAAUAAAGAGUGCACACUUUUA